This is a messenger RNA of Emiliania huxleyi CCMP1516, 854 nucleotides long. RefSeq lists its product as hypothetical. The transcript is spliced from 2 exons. Lineage: Eukaryota; Haptophyta; Isochrysidales; Noelaerhabdaceae. The annotation marks the transcript as partial. The record is from RefSeq and is a predicted model, not a curated record.
CGCGCUCGGCAUCCUCCUUCACGCGCUCAUCGCGCUCACGCCCGGCCCAAACAACGCGGGCGGUUUCGGCGUGAUGCUCCUCGCCCGGUACUGCUUCUUCGUGCCCGCCGCCGCCGCCGCCGCGCUCACCGAGCUGCGACUCCUGCGCGGCCCGCUUUUCGCCCUCGCCCUAGCCAUCGUCGUCUCCAGCUCACUGCCUGCGCUUCUCCGCGGCGCCGACCACGUCUUCUUUGUCGACUGGUCGCUGCCGGUCUACACGGCCCAGGCACUAGUUCUCGGUCGCGCGUUGGCAAUCGGCUGCCGCUGUCGCGUGGCGGCUGAGAAUACGGCGGUGGCGCGAGGGGCGCGAACGAACAGCACUGGCUCGCCGCACGCGGCACGCGCCGACUCUAGCCGCCGCUCGUCGUCGUCAGCGCCGCGAGCCGCGCCGCGAGCCGCGCUGCAGGCCACGCCGCCGCCGCAACUUGCCGGCGGCGCCCAGAAAGCACUUCGCUGCGGCUUCGCCGCGUGGAUGGUCUGGUAUACGUUCGGCUUGCCCAUCCUCGGGCUGCAGGACAUGGGCAACGUGCAUAUGUUCGCGUCGCUGCGGCUGCACGGCGGGUCCAACCACCUCUUUUUGCCGACGGGCCUGCUGCAGGAGUGGCUGGUCAAUGACGAGCCGUCCUCGCCGUGGUCAGGCGGCGUCGUGCGCGUCGAGUCCGCCACGUCGCCGACCAUGCGCAACCUCUACCCAGCCGAGGUGACGCACAUCCUCUCGCCGCGCACGCGUGAGCUGCUGCGCACGAUUGGGCGCCAGUGGUUCCCGCUCAAGACUCGCAUCUUCGGCCCCGCACCGCACCCCGAGGAGCUCGUUG